This is a messenger RNA of Coccinella septempunctata (seven-spotted ladybird), 3512 nucleotides long. RefSeq lists its product as uncharacterized. The record is from RefSeq and is a predicted model, not a curated record. NCBI's taxonomy places the organism in Eukaryota, Metazoa, Arthropoda, Insecta, Coleoptera, Coccinellidae. The coding region runs from base 111 to 3332 and encodes 1073 amino acids. Gene Ontology annotation, molecular function: monooxygenase activity; iron ion binding; heme binding. The transcript has 16 exons.
AUUUCAUGAUCCAUCAGUCUCUGCCUUGCACGCAAUGCAAAAACGUUCGUAACUCUGUGAUAUUAAAUAAACUUGUGUAGGGAAAAAGUGCGGGAAUCCUACUAGCAAGUAUGAUUCUAGAGGCUUUGAUAGUUUUGCUCCUCGGCUGCUGCUGGUACUGGUAUACUGGAUCUGCCAAGUACAGGAUAGGCAAUUUUCCUUCUCCACCUGCAUAUUUCCUGCUCGGGCAUGCUCCUUAUGUUAACUCGGCGGACAAGGUGUUACCAUACGUCGAAAAAUAUCUCUCGAAAUUCGAUGGAGUCAUGAAGAUCCAUGUUGGAACAGAGGUUCUGCUCUGCAUUUCCAACUAUAAAUACGUUGAGUGGAUCAUAUCCAGCACCACAAUGAUAACGAAGUCCUUCCAAUACAAAUUCUUCGAAGAGUGGCUUGGCAGAGCUUUGCUCAUCACAUCAGGACCCUACUGGAGAUCACAUAGGAAGAUAUUAACGCCAGCGUUUCACUUCAAAAGGAUAGAGAAUCUCAUAAGCGUUUGUCAAAACGCCGGAAAUAUUCUAGUGCAACAAAUGUCCAAGAAUCUGGAUAAGGGAAGCUUCGACGUCUACCCUAUAAUCUCCAACUUCUCAUUGGAUGUUGUAUGUGAAAGUUCCAUGGCAACGUCGAUCAACGCUCAAGAAAACAAAUCAGAAUAUCGCCGAUCCAUCAAGUUCUUGUGCGAAAUUAUAUUAAAGAGGGCCUUCGAUGCCUUCUACAUACACGAUCUCUUGUUUUUGUUACAUCCCGAAUAUAAGACUUACAAGAAAUCGAUCGAAAAUAUUCACGAGUUCGACGAGUCGGUGAUAAAGCAAAGGAGAAAACUUCUGGAGAAUUCGCAAACGAACGAAAAAGACGAGGAAGAUGCUGAGAAUGUUUACGGCGAGAAAAAGAGAACUCCAUUUCUGGACAUUCUUCUACGGGCUAGAGAUGAGAACGGGUAUCCUUUAAGCGAUAAAGAUAUAAGAGACGAAGUUGAUGGAAUCAUGUUUGCUGGUUUUGAGACCACUGCUUCAGCUGUCAGCUUCAUUCUGUAUAAUUUAUCUGUUCAUCCCGAUGUACAGGAAAGAGUGUACAAUGAACAGAAGGAAAUAUUCUCGAAAAAAUCAACGUCUGAAAUCACCUAUGCUGAUCUGAACGACAUGAAGUAUUUGGAAAUGGUCAUCAAAGAAUCCUUGAGGUUGUACUCCCCAAUACCUUUCGUUGCAAGAAAAUUGGUGGAAGAUACACACUUUGAUGGAAAACUCAUUCCGAAGAAUACGACUGUGACAAUCUUCUUGCAUCAUCUCCAUCGAAAUCCUGAGGUAUUCCCCGAGCCUGAUAAAUUCGAUCCUACACGAUUUGAUGCCAAUUCUAAAAUUCCAAAUUAUGCCUUCUUACCUUUCAGCGCGGGUCUGAGAAAUUGCAUAGGACAAAAAUUCGCCAUGUUUGAGAUCAAAGUGGCAGUAACGCAACUGGUGAAGCAUUUCCAGUUUCUUCCUGCUGACAAUUACAAACCGGAAAUUAUUGCGGAAAUAUCCCUGAAAUCAUCCAACGGAAUAUGUGUGAAACUCAUAAAACGAGAAGAGUUGAUGAUAAUGAUACGAAAUGAAAUGCAUAUUAUAAAAAAAUGGAAAAUAUCUGAAGAAGAUCAACCAGAAUUACUUUUAAUCCGCUUUCAUCUCUUCUUCUUGAGUUCACUGACUUCAUUUAUAGCGUUAUUCCCCCAAAACGAGCAUGCUAAUUGGACUGAGAAAUUCAAGGUGGUCCUUGAAAUUUUCAUUUCCCUUUUGCAUCAUUUCUUGAUCAGUCAUAACUGGAGUAAGUUCGAUCGAGAUAUGAUUGCAGAAAUUUUCGUAUCACUUUUACUAGUUCUCUUAUGUUUGCUCUAUACCAGAUCUUCGAGAUACAGAAUCGGGAAUUUCGAUCAACCUCCAUCGAAAUUUUUGAUAGGGAAUGCCCUAGAUGUGGCUUCAUCGAAAAAGAUUCUUCCAUUUUUACAUGAAUAUGCUUUUAAGUUCAACGGUCUAUUCAAGUGUUUCAUAGGAAUUGACGCUUUCCUAGUUGCUUCGAAUUAUGAAUUCAUUGAAUGGAUAAUGAAAAGCAACAAAAUAAUAUCAAAACCAGAGCGAUUCUUCGUUUUGGAAGAGUGGUUAGGCGAUGGACUGCUUACCUCAACAGGUUCUCACUGGAGGGAACACAGGAAGAUUGUAAGUCCUGCCUUCCAUUUCAAAAUGAUAGAGGAUUUUAUACGCGUUUGCAACCGUAAAACUGACAUCUUGCUGCGGAAGCUAGAUGAAAAAUUAGAUGAAGACCCUUGUGAUCUUUAUGACACACUGACCAACUUCACCUUGAGUACAAUUGUAGAAAGUUCGAUGAAGAUUUCUAUCGACGCAGAGGAGGCUAAAUCAGGGUUUCUCGAAGCAAUCAAAAUUGUAGCAGAAAUAUCGAUAGAAAGAAUGAUCAACGGCUUUUACACUUCUAAUAUUGGAUUCUUGUUUCACCCGAAACGAAAGGCUUUUCAAAAAUCGCUUCAAAUCGUUAGGGACUUCAAUAGAUCGGUGAUCAAAAAGAGGAAAGACAAGUUGGACAGGUCCGAAGUGUUGGUUGAUCCUAAUGAUAAUGUUUAUAGACGAAAGAAGGGAACUCCCUUUUUGGACUUGCUUCUCACAACCGUUCAAGGAAAUGGUCAGCCUUUUUCAGACAAAGAUAUCAUGGAUGAGGUUAACACAGUCGUGCUGGCAGGCUAUGAUUCAGUUUCAUCUGCUAUUUCCUUCAUUCUUUAUAACAUAGCCAAUAACCCUAAUAUACAGACACAAGCAUUUGAAGAACAAACUGAAUUCUGUUCAGGUGAAGAAAUUACAAGUUCCGAGCUGAGUUCAAUGAAAUACCUAGAUAUGGUUGUAAAAGAGUCCUUGAGACUAUAUACCCCUAUUCCUUUCAUUGCGAGAAAAGUAGAAGAAGAUGUUUAUUACGAUGGUAAACUAAUCCCAGAGGGCACAACCAUUAUAAUUGUCAUGUACAGCCUUCAUCGCAAUCCCGAAUGGUUCCCGGAGCCUGAAAAGUUCAAUCCCGAACGUUUCGACUCAAAUUCCAAGAUUCCCCCAUUUGCUUACAUCCCCUUCAGUGCCGGACCAAGAAACUGUAUAGGACAGAAAUUUGCCAUGGCUGAAGUUAAAAUAGCAGUUGCAAAAAUUCUGAGGACAUACGAGCUUCUACCUGCGCGGAAUUUUAAGCCCCAGCUCUAUUCCGCAUUGACUUUGAGAUCAGAGAAUGGAGUGUGUGUGAAACUGAAGCGAAGAAAUCCUUCAGUUACCAGAUAAAGUUUCAAGAAGAAUCUUAUAUGUCGAAAAACGAUAUAGUUUAGUCUUAAACUGAAGCAGUAAAAUAUUAAAAUUCAUUUCAUUAAAAUGAUAUGGAAGGUUUGUGGGUGUCAACUGGGCUGUGCUAGGGUUAUUUGGGUAUUUAUAAGAAUUUGAAUAAAGAUAUAAUAGAGCAAAUUA